Molecule: messenger RNA, 1903 nt
Organism: Metopolophium dirhodum (rose-grain aphid)
Lineage: Eukaryota; Metazoa; Arthropoda; Insecta; Hemiptera; Aphididae
Gene: Mettl14
Product: N6-adenosine-methyltransferase non-catalytic subunit
Exons: 7
Coding region: 179-1342 (387 amino acids)
Cellular component (GO): nucleus; RNA N6-methyladenosine methyltransferase complex
Molecular function (GO): mRNA binding
Source: RefSeq, a predicted model, not a curated record
CUUUUAUCUUUUUCGACUUUUUCUGUUUUCUCGAUUUUCGACUUUCGAGCGAUGAGACUACGAGAGUGGAGAGUGCGAAUGUAUUAUAAUUUAUUUCAUAUUAAUUGAAGUUUUUUAAAACUUUAAUAAUUCUUGUUUUAAUUUCUACGAUUUUCCUUUCGAAACAGAAUUGUCAAUCAUGAGUGAAACAUUGAAAAUGUUAAAAGAACAAUCUAAAAUAAGGAAAAAGUUAUUGGCCAAAACGUUGGGAUUUUCCGAUGUUCAACAGUUACGACGAGCUUUGAAUACUCAUAGAGAGGCCACACCAAUGAGUUCCGUUCGUAAAGUAGUAAAUAAAUUUAAUGCCCAACCAAAGAGUCCAGAACAUACAUACAAUGAUUCAUCAACAUUUCUCAAAGGUACACAGUCAUCUAAUCCACACAAUGAUUAUUGUCAACAUUUUGUUGAUACUGGUCAACGUCCACAAAAUUUUAUUAGAGAUGUUGGCCUUACUGACAGAUUUGAAGAGUAUCCUAAGCUAAGGGAGUUAAUUCGCUUAAAGGAUGAACUUAUACAACAAACUGCUACUCCUCCAAUGUUUCUGAAAUGUGACCUUAGCACGUAUAAUUUGAAAUCAUUAAACCUAAAAUUUGAUGUCAUACUUGUCGAGCCUCCACUUGAAGAGUAUCAACGAACCUUAGGUGUAACCAAUACAAAAUUAUGGAAUUGGAAACAGAUAAUGGACCUAGAAUUAGGCGAAUUAGCUGCUAAUCGUAGUUUUAUUUUUCUCUGGUGUGGUUCAUCUGAUGGUUUGGAUAAAGGCCGUGAUUGUUUACGACGAUGGGGUUUUAGACGCUGUGAAGAUAUUUGCUGGAUUCGAACAAAUUCUAAAAAUCCUGGACAUUCAAAAAAUCUAGAACCUAAUGCUGUUUUUCAACGCACUAAGGAGCAUUGCUUGAUGGGCAUCAAAGGAACAGUUCGUCGAUCUACAGAUGGUGACUAUAUUCACGCUAAUGUUGACAUUGAUUUGAUUAUUAGUGAAGAGAAUGAACACGGUUCAAUUGAAAAGCCUGUUGAAAUAUUUCAUAUUAUUGAACAUUUUUGCCUCGGAAAAAGAAGAUUACAUUUGUUUGGCCGUGACAGUACUAUACGCCCAGGAUGGCUGACUUUAGGACCUGAAUUGACUAAUUCUAAUUUCAACACAGAAAUGUACAAUGGUUAUUUCAAUAAUGGUCAAUUAACAACAGGUUGUACUGAUCGUAUUGAGGUCCUUAGACCAAAGUCUCCUCCAGCUAAAUGUAAAAUACCUAUAGGAAUAAGAAAAGGUAACCCUUGUAUGAAUAGAGGUAGAGGAAGAAUGUAAUAAAUAAUAAUUAAUUUUUAAUGUCAAAUACUGUUAUUUCGAUGGUUUUAUUAAUGUAUUUGUGUCAUAUCUACAAUUUGUGUAAACUUGAUUAAUUUUAUAACAAUUUGUAAAUAAAAUAUUUUUAAGUUAUGUUAGAAUAUCAUUUUCUAUUCCUCUUUCUCCUUGGUCAUUGUAGGUACUUAAUCAUACCCAAAUGUAAAUUCCAAAUGCCACUUGAACUUUUAAGUGUAGCAGUACUUCACAACAGUGCAAAUAUGUAAUAUGUUAUAUUUACUACUAAAUGUAUUUUUCUUCUUAGUUGUAAAUCAUAAUAUUUAAUUUAAGUGUUAGGUAAUUGUAUUUACUAUUUAGUAGUUUUUAUAUUGUUAUGCAUGGGCGCCCACAGGGGGUGUCGGCAGGAACCAUCCCCUCCCACUAUUUUAGUUAUUUAUUAUUAUUUUUAUUGAAUAUUAUAUUAUUAUAGCUUUAGCUAUAAUAGCUGGGUCCAUUAGCUUUAAUAUAUUUUAGUUAAUAUGAAUAUUAUUUAAUUACUUGUAAUAAAAAAAAGUAUUGUCUGUA